Molecule: messenger RNA, 2756 nt
Organism: Passer montanus (Eurasian tree sparrow)
Lineage: Eukaryota; Metazoa; Chordata; Aves; Passeriformes; Passeridae
Gene: DEAF1
Product: DEAF1 transcription factor
Exons: 14
Coding region: 36-1856 (606 amino acids)
Biological process (GO): regulation of transcription by RNA polymerase II
Cellular component (GO): nucleus
Molecular function (GO): DNA-binding transcription factor activity, RNA polymerase II-specific; DNA binding
Source: RefSeq, a predicted model, not a curated record
AGGCGGGGCGGGCUCGGCUCCCCCCGGCCCCGCGCAUGGAGCACAGCGACGGCGAGCCGGCCGCCAGACAGCUCGACUUGCCCACGGGACCGGGGCAGCAGCGGGAGCCGCCGCAGGCAGCGGAGGGGGAGGCGGUAACGGUGAUGGCGGCAGACGCCCAGCACAUCGAGAUGGGAGCACCGCCAAUGCCAAGCGCCGACGAGGCCGCCGCCGCCGCUGCCUUCGCAGAAGUCACCACAGUGACAGUGGCCAACGUGGGGGCCUCUGCAGACAAUGUUUUCACCACAUCUGUGGCCAAUGCAGCCUCAAUUUCAGGACAUGUGUUGUCUGGGAGAACAGCCCUCCAAAUUGGGGACAGCUUGAACCCUGAGAAAGCCACUCUGAUAGUGGUGCACACGGAUGGCAGCAUCGUCGAAACCACCGGGAUCAAGGGGCCUUCGGCGCCUCUCACACCAGGACCACAGUCUCCUCCUACCCCUUUGGCAGCCGUCCAGGGGAAAAGUGGAACCAAGUACAACUGGGACCCGUCUGUGUACGAGAACGAGCUGCCGGUGCGGUGCCGCAAUAUCAGUGGCAUUCUGUACAAGAACAGGCUGGGCUCAGGAGGCCGUGGCAGGUGCAUUAAGCAAGGGGACAAUUGGUACAGCCCCACGGAGUUCGAGGCCAUGGCGGGGCGAGCCAGCAGCAAGGACUGGAAGAGGAGCAUCCGCUACGCCGGGCGGCCCCUGCAGUGCCUUAUCCACGAUGGGAUCUUAAAUCCCCAUGCUGCCUCGUGUACUUGUGCUGCUUGCUGUGACGACAUGACACUGAGUGGCCCUAUACGACUCUUUGUGCCAUAUAAAAGGCGAAAAAAAGAAAAUGAAAUACCAGCAACUCCAGUGAAGAAGAAUUGUUCCAAAAACAUCACACUGCUUCCAGCCACUGCUGCAACUACGUUCACCGUGACUCCCUCUGGACAGAUCACAACCUCCGGGGCGCUGACCUUCGACCGCGCGUCCACCGUGGAGGCCACGGCCAUCAUCUCAGAGAGCCCAGCACAGGGGGAUGUUUUCACUGGAGCCACUGUUCAGGACACCAAUGUUCAGCAGCCUUGCCGGGUGUCUCAUCCAGAGCCUCACUAUCCCAGUUACCAGGACAACUGCCAGAUCUCACCUUUCCCUGAGGCUGCACUGCCAACGUCGCAUCCCAAAAUCGUGUUGACCUCUCUGCCUGCCCUGGCAGUGCCCCCCACGACGCCCACCAAAGCCAUGUCGCCGUCGGUGGUGAACGGGCUGGAGGUGACGGAGCAGCGGAGCUGGCUCUACCUGGAGGAGAUGGUCAAUUCCCUGCUCAGCACGGCACAGCAGCUGAAGACUCUGAUUGAGCAGGCCAAGCAGGCCAGCUCCUCCUUCCGCGAGGCUGCUGUCACACAGGCCAAGAUCCAGGCUGAUGUGGAGAGGAAAGAGGCAUGUGUGCAGCGACAGGCCUGGAAGAGAGGUGUGGGAAGACUUUGCUGGAAGCUGAGGACCCCUAGGACAGUCCUUGCAGCCUCUUUGAUAUUCUUUGCCGUGUUGGCUCUGCUAAACUCUCCCGUACGAUGCAUCUUUGAUGUGCAGCAAUACCAGAGCCAGUUAUUCCAACAAACAGAGGAUGUGGAUGGGAAGACAGAAAUCAUCAUUAAGCAAUCCUGUGUCAACUGCGGACGGGAGGCCACCAACGAGUGCACAGGAUGCCACAAAGUCAACUACUGCUCCACAUUCUGCCAGCGAAAGGACUGGAAGGACCACCAGCACAUCUGUGGCCAGUCAGCCACGGUGACGGUGCGAGGGGAUGAGGUGCACGUCCCAGACAAUGUCAUGGAGAAGGUCACCGUGUGAGUGCUCCACCUCCGCAGCCGCUCAUGGACACGCGGGGCCGGCUGGAUCGGCGACCGGCGGGAACGGUCUGUCCUGUGCCAACAGCACUCUUCUCACUAGCAGACUCAUUUUUCAUAGAUUUUUUGAUACUGUGACAGCACUUGUCUAUUCCCAAUUCCCUUCCAAAGCUUUGGAUAAUACAGAGACUGUGAAAACCUCACCUGGAACCCUCUCCCUUCCGUCCCAGCCCCAACUGGCUUUGGGAGGCUUUGCCUUUGCCUGACUGGAUCUUCCACCAUGUGGAUUAUAGCAGUCUCCUCAUCUCUCUUGAGAUGGAUCUGAAGCAGAUGCUGCGAGGAGAUCUGCCAGUGCUUCCUCCUACUGGGACCUCCCUACCUCUCCUUACGGAAGAGAAACAAGUUUUUGGUUGGUUUAUUUAAUUCCCUUGACAAAGUUGGUACAAGUUCUUAGUUUGGCAUUGAAAGGAUUUUUGGGUUUCCUGUGUUCCCUCUGUGCUGGGCAAAUCUGGAACUCAUUGGACUUCUCCACUUAAACAUAGUUGAAAAAUAACAUGUUGCUAAAUAAAAUGCGAUGAAAGCACCAGUGUGCCCAGUGGUUCCCCUUCAUUCCCUGGGCAGCACUUUGCAGUACAGGUAACUGCUCAGGUGAGUGCACCAACAGCUGCAUGUGUGUCUGUACUCCCUGUCUACCUGGGAGGUGUUUUCUCCACAGGGAAGCUUCAUUCCACAGCGUGCCUGGAAUGUCACUCAUAGCACCCAGCUGGCCAGAAUCAGAUGGGAUCAAGCCCAAGGUGAGCACAGGUGGAUAUAGGGCUGUCCUGUCUUCCUCUCUCUGCCCUGUAGGAGCUGCUAAUUAGAGAUGUGCUGACCAUUAGGGAGUUACUUGCUUUGUUCACUGCAA